This is a messenger RNA of Pelodiscus sinensis (Chinese soft-shelled turtle), 4588 nucleotides long. It is a transcript of the gene GPR139, whose product is annotated as G protein-coupled receptor 139. NCBI's taxonomy places the organism in Eukaryota, Metazoa, Chordata, Testudines, Trionychidae. Gene Ontology annotation, biological process: phospholipase C-activating G protein-coupled receptor signaling pathway. Gene Ontology annotation, cellular component: plasma membrane. Gene Ontology annotation, molecular function: neuropeptide receptor activity. The record is from RefSeq and is a predicted model, not a curated record.
GGGAGCCUCUCUGCCCCUCCACGUGCUGACGGAACAGCCGCAGGAGAAGGACAACUCGAUGGAGUACAGCCACAUCCACGUCCACAACAGCUCCCCCCUGGCUCACCACCAGCAUGGCUGUGGCUUGGGAUAUGUACCUGUCAUCUACUACAGCCUGCUGCUCUGCCUCGGGCUGCCAGCAAACAUCCUGACAGUGAUCAUUCUAUCACAGCUGGUGGUUCGCAGGCAGAAGUCCUCGUACAACUAUCUUCUAGCACUAGCUGCUGCUGACAUACUGGUACUUUUUUUCAUUGUUUUUGUUGACUUUUUGCUGGAAGACUUCAUCUUGAAUAAACAGAUGCCUCAGACACUGGACAAAAUAAUUGAGGUACUGGAAUUUUCUUCCAUACAUACGUCCAUUUGGAUUACUGUGCCAUUAACUAUUGAUAGGUACAUUGCAGUAUGUCAUCCCCUUAAGUAUCACACAGUGUCCUAUCCAGCUCGUACUCGAAAAGUCAUUUUGUGUGUUUAUAUCACCUGCUUUUUGACCAGCAUCCCCUACUACUGGUGGCCCAAUAUUUGGAUUGAAGACUACAUAAGCACAUCUGUACAUCAUGUCCUUAUCUGGAUCCACUGCUUUACUGUUUACUUGGUACCAUGUUCCAUUUUCUUCGUUCUGAAUUCCAUCAUUGUGUACAAGCUCAGACGAAAAUGCAAUUUCCGACUGAGAGGAUAUUCCACAGGGAAAACAACAGCCAUUUUGUUUACUAUAACUUCUAUUUUUGCCAUACUUUGGGCACCAAGAAUAAUCAUGAUACUGUAUCAUCUCUACGUAUCACCUUUAAAUAAUACUUGGUUGGUACAUAUUGUGUCAGAUAUUGCCAAUAUGCUAGCACUGUUGAACACUGCAAUUAAUUUUUUCCUCUAUUGUUUCAUUAGCAAGAGAUUUCGCACAAUGGCAGCUGCGACACUAAAGGUUUUCUUUAGGUGUCAAAAACAACCAGUUCAGUUCUAUACAAACCAUAAUUUUUCAAUAACUAGCAGCCCUUGGAUUUCCCCUGCCAAUUCUCACUGCAUCAAAAUGCUUGUUUACCAGUAUGAUAAAAAUGGAAAACCUAUAAAAAUAUCACCGUGAAAGGGGAUUGUUGGUGUCUCUGGAUGCAUCUUCUUUUCAAGCAGUUACAUCUCCAGGAUGUCAACUGCUGACAUGGCUGUUUUAAAAAAGUGGUCAGUUGAUUUCAUUUCCCUGAUGGACUAAAGGCAGAUCAGACUGUUAGAAGAGAAUGGGAGUGAUUCAUUUUGGGAGUUGGAAUGAGAAGGCAAAAUGCCUCUUUCUUGUUACAUAGCAUUUUGAAUAUGCUUUGGAGUAUGAGUCUUCAUGUUCAAUAGCUAACAAGUGUCCAUGUGCAAGCACUGGCGCAGGACAGAGUUGUUGGGGGGAAAGCCACAAAGAUGUUUAAUUGCAACCAUGAAAGAACUUCUGUGACUCUCUCGUGGUCUUCACUAUUGACAAAGUGAACGCUUUGCGAAUUUUGGAAGGUAUCAUUUGCACUGCGUGCACUUGCCUGAAACAAUGUGUCAUUUCUGACAUGAAAUAUCCCCACAUGCAGAACCUUCUAUCCAGGACUUUCUGCAAUGAGCCAUCUGUAAGACAUUUGAACUGUGACAAGCCCCUCUGGGCUCGCUUGAACUCAAGGCUGAAGGAUGGCUGUUUCACCUUGGCAUGAAAAGCAAUCCUGCAAGCUGCCAGUAUUUAUAUGCUUUAAGUUGUUUUAUCUCAGACAGAGACCAAAGGGGAGGAGUUUGAAGGAGGGAGGUUUCUUCAGCCAAGAACAAAAGCAGAAUAUAUCUCCAAUGACUUUAAUUAGAAUCUCCAAAGGCUCAUAAGUUUGGGGCCCAGUCCUGCAAGGUACAGAGAUCCCAUGGGACCCAAUUCUGAGAGGUGCUGCAUGUACACUGACCAACUUUUAAAGUUAAUUUCAGGGAUAUUUCAGUUGGGAGGCCUCUUUGCAAUUACCCCCAAACUGUUACCUCCUGGCCCCUGGGGCUGACCUGCCUCCCAGAGUCCCAGCUCUUACUCACUGGUUCUCUAGCUACAACAUGCAGCACAGCAUUUGUGAUGUUGCACCCCUUCCCUAGACCUCGCACUGCUGGAUUUCUGGCCCCCCGGCCACAUUCCUACAUUGCAGGAGAUAACAUCAUUAAAUCAGGAGUCAGGAGUUUUUAUUCAUUAUAAACUGGAGUCUCCCUGACAUGCUAAGAGACUUGGGGAGCCUGACUAUGCAUUUAAUGAGAAAUAUAGACACCACAGGUCCCUUUGGAGCCAAUGAAACUAAUGUGCACCCCUCAUGACUGGGCCUUUAGAAAUUAUACAUGCAAGAAUUAAAUAUGAGAACUUGUUUGGAGAGUUUGAGCUCUGUUAUCCCAGAUUUACCUUUUAGUUUUUUAGUUUAAUAGUCAAAUAUUUGUGUGUGGAUUCAACAUAUUAAAGACUCCACAACAGUAAAACAAAGUCUACCCAAAAUGCCUGGACUGUGAAUUUUAAAGUACUUUAACUAGGACAAAUAUUUAAAUGCUCUUUCUCCACGCUCAUAUGAAGCAUAUCGGCAACACUCUAAAAGACACAGGAUGAUGAUAUCGACAAAAGGCUUCUUAGAGGCAUUUCAUUUGCUGUUAUCCCUCUUUGUUGUUGGUAUGUGGUCUCACAAAGUAGGCAUCAUAACACAUAAAUUCCUUGUUGAGCACUUAACAAAGGCCUUAACAAAGAAUGUAAGAUAAUAUUUCCUUGCAGGGUAAACACAGGCACAGCUUUGUCAAUGAGCAUAAGGGCUUGUCAACUGAUAACCUCCAAGGGGAGAGAAGCCCACUGUUUGCAAGGUGUUGAUGUAUGUGCCUCAUUGCGAGCAGGAAGCUCACAAAAGACCCAAUGCUGUGACAUCUUCAGAUGCUUCUAAAGGGGAAAUAGAGGUCACUCAGCGUGUCCUAGAACUAGACUCCAUAAAAUCUGUAGAUAUUGAAAGUCUGCCAUGCUUUGAGGUCUUACUAUUUAAGUACCCACGAGUCCCAGUGACCUGAUUCCCCAUCACUCUUGCUUAUUGUGUAGCUAUUUACUCAUGUGGGAAGGGAGUGCAACAUGGAUGUAUACAGCUGCCAAAUAAGAAUGCACUUUGCACAAGCAUAAAUGACAACACAAGACACAUGAGAGACAAGGUGGGUGAGGUCAUAUCUUGUAUUGGACCAGCUACCGUUGGUGAGAGAGACAAGCUUUUGAGUAUACAAGGUACAAAGCAGAAAGGGAACAGGUCCAAUCUGGCUGCUCUGACAGAUCUUUACUCACAUGGAAGUAGGGCUUAUUGGGAAAAGAAUGAGAUUACUCAGGCAAGUAAGCAGCAUUGGGCCCAUUCUGAUCAGCAUCUCAUCUCCACACAUGGGAGUUCAGGGUGCUCAGGACCUCCCUGCAAGGUGCUCAGUACCUCCUCUAUUAGGCUGCUGAGUUAUACAGUCUAAUGAUUUUCCAAUUCAAUCAGAAAGGGGGGGAGCAGGUGGCAGAGAUGUGCCUGAGAUAAGAAUUUGACCCUUUCCUCAAAGCAGCAUGACAAGAAUUAAAUCUUUUGAAAUAGGAAGAGAGGAUAAAAUAAACCAACAAAACCCCAGCCUGGGAUCUUUUCCCUCUAAUCAUGACAACAAUGGAUGUAUGCAAACCAGUAAUUGCAAUAAUAAAACAUAAGGUGACACUAGACCUCUGAAGGUGGCAUUACCAACAACUAAAUAAAGGUAAAAUCAUUAGCCCCUUUACUACUCAUUUACUUGCCUAUUUAUUAGUCUUUGUCCUUUUUCCCCCCAUUCCCCAAGCUCUCUCUCUCUGUUCUCCUUCUGUAUGAAUUGAUAUUAACCAAAGUUUGCCUUUUUUAAAAAGGUACUAGCUAUUUAAUUUGGGGGAAGACACUAUAUUGAUCUCUUUUUUAACUUUAAACUGGUUAUGAAGAAUGCUAGUCUGAGUUACAUGUGAAUAAGUCAAAGUGCAAUAUAUCUAUAUAGAAUAAGUUGUUCAUUUUUGAGAAUGUAUCUAAUAUUGAAAACAAAAUGUAUUUAUACAAAAAUGUCACUAUUCUCCUUAAUAUAUUAGUAACUUUACAUACGUAACUGAAAGUUUAGGUUUUUUUAAAAAAAAUACAUGUAUUUCAAUUCAGUGUAUGGAAUAAUCACCUGCCAUAUACAUUGUGAGAUUUAUUACUUUUCUUAAUAUGAUGUUGGUCCUGCAAACUAGCAGUGUGAUCUUUUUUUCUUACUUCUAUUUUUAUUUUCAUAAAUGACCAUAUUUAAAAUUGUAACAAUCUUUUAGUGUGAAAAUUUGAUUUCUGAACAAUAGGUAUCAAGUUAUCAUAAUCUUGUUUAAAAAAAACUCACUACUUUUUUCAUAUCAGUCUUUGGAAUGACAUGGUUUUGUUUUCAUAGGUAUUUAAUCAACCAGUUUAUUUCCAAUGAUUUUGGGUAUUUAAGGGCUUGAUUCAAAGUCACACUGAAGUAAAAAUAAAACCCUCCCAUUGAUGUCAAUGGAGUUUUGAUUAGGCCAUAAUUUAUUAACAAGAAAUAUUCUGAAGUUUUGGGG